Messenger RNA from Megalopta genalis, 3500 nucleotides. RefSeq names its product organic cation transporter 1. Gene Ontology annotation, biological process: transmembrane transport. The record is from RefSeq and is a predicted model, not a curated record. NCBI's taxonomy places the organism in Eukaryota, Metazoa, Arthropoda, Insecta, Hymenoptera, Halictidae. Gene Ontology annotation, cellular component: membrane. Gene Ontology annotation, molecular function: transmembrane transporter activity.
GAGUCGCGGAGAUGCGCGACCGUGUCGAGACCGUUUCCCUUCUCGCCGGAGAAUCCCGUGGAUCAUCCGUGAGCCCGUGCGGGUCUGCGCCGGAAGUAGAGCAAACGGUCUCCCUUCCGGGACGCGGGUCCGUGCCGACCCUGCCGCGGGCAUCGAAACUCGGGUGAACGGUCGGUGGUCGGUGGAAGGCGGCCGGUCGACGGACAGUGUGACGAUUCCUCCGCGAACCGCUCUGGAUGUGCCCCGAGACACCAUUUCCUGCAUCUGUGUUUCUGGUGGAGAGCCGAUUGUCAGUUGAAACGUGUUCCCUGCCGCAAGGAUAUCCAAGAUCGGAGUCGCUGCGCCGGAGAUUGCAGUCCGCGUCGAGGCUAGAGCAGGAAGAAGCUGUUGGCGUUCUCUGGGAUCGGAGCGGCCGGGAUUUCCAUAGGAUCGGAAAAGGUGACGAACGCGGAGCAUCGGCGCGACGUCUGCGUUGACGGUGGGCUACGACGGUGGCGACGGUGGCGGAGACGGAGGCGGCGGAGGCGGCGGCGGUGGUGGCGACGGAGAGGCAGAGAGAGGACGCCGGCGAAGACGAUGCUCGAGAGAAUCGGAAGAGAGGAGGUGUUUUCCGGCAAUGGCUGAUCGCGGCCGGCGCGAUGCUCGCGGCAUAUAAGAACGCGCGAAGACGUGCGUUCGCCGCGCUUUACGCGAUUCCGAAUUCGACGGUGGACUAUCUAUCCGCGGCAGCGGCUCGGGAGGCAAUCGGCGGGUCGAAGAUCGCUCGCAAGAGGCAGCAGCGGCAGCCUACGCGGACAGGGACUCGGCACGAGGCGAUCGUCGGCCGAACUCGAGGCUGGGCCGCGGGACGACCGUGAGAGGAGGACUUUGCCGGAAAAUCGUGAACGUGAACGUGAACGUGAUCGUGAACGUGAUCGUGAACGUGAUCGUGAUCGUGAUCGUGAUCGUGAACGCGGAUCCCGCGUCGCGCCUCGCGCUCUUCAGCUCGGACAACUUGGCGGUCGCUAAGCGCAACUAGACGCCGCGUCCGCGUCGUCCCCGUAGUCGAAUCCGCGGCGCGGCCCGCGACGUGCGCCUUCCAGCGGAUGUUUAGUCGGCGAAACGUAGUCGGCGCCGAGACGCGCGUGCUGAGGAUGAGACCCGGCCGAGGACAGGUGUGAUCACAGAGGUCGGGUCGCUGUUCAGCAACGGAAGAGAGAGAGAGAGAGAGAGAGAGAGAGAGAGAGAGAGAGAGAGAGAGAGAGGGAGAGAGAAAGGAAGAUCGCGCGAAAACAGUGGUGGUGAGAGAGUUGAUGUCCGGUUGUGGCUACGAAAGCUCGGCUCGUGCAUGCUCUCGAGGAGGAAUCGCGGCGGUCAUGCCGCGUGAUUCGAAGGUGUACGUACUGUUGUCCGCAACGCGUAUCAUCCACGGCGCGAACCAGGCGUCGUUCAAACGCGGCCCACCGGCAACCAGGGAAACAUGAGCUCCAUCGACUUCGACGAGGUGUUGGUGCACGUGGGCGAGAAGGGCAAAUACCAAAACAUCAUGUACUACCUUCUUUGCAUACCCGCCACUCUACCCGCAGCCUUCCUAGCGUUCUCGCAAGUGUUCGUGAGCGCAUCCCCGGACCACUGGUGCAGGGUGCCCGAGCUAGACAACCUAACGGAGCUGUUAACCCUGGAGGAGAGAAAAGCACUGUCGCUGCCGCACGAGGCGAGAACCGACGGCAAGUUGAAGUACUCGAAGUGCAGCAUGUACGACGUCAACUACACAGCGAUCAUCGAGUCGUGGCUGGGUCGGGGCAGCCUCGAGAACGCGACCGUUCAGCCCGAGUACCGGUCGAGGUCGCGGCUACCUUCGCCGCCGGUCGGCGACCCUAAGUGGCCGGUCAGCACGUGCCGACAUGGCUGGAUCUACGACAACCGGGACUACGACAGCACCCUCGUCACCGAGCUAGACUUGGUAUGCGACAACAGCUGGUGGCCUUCCACGUCCACGACCUUCUUCUACGUCGGCAGCCUGUUCGGUAACGUGGUGUUCGGCUGGAUCGCCGACAAAUGGGGCCGUAGGACCGCGUUCUUCGCGAUCCUCUUCCUGGAGGUGAUCUUCUCGAUCGCCACCAGCUUCAGCCCGAACUACGUCAUAUACACGGCGAUGAGGACCAUCAACGGUCUGUUCUUUCCCGCGAUCUACCAGAUACCGUUCAUACUUGCUUUGGAGAUGAUGGGACCCAGGUACAGAACGUUCGCCGGGAUGGUGAUCUGCAUGUUCUUCGCGUCGGCGAUGUCUCUGUUAGCCUUGCUGGGUUACUUGCUGCGACACUGGUUCGCUCUGUCGCUGGCCACCUCGGUCCCCUUCGUCCUCCUCUUCAGCUACUACUGGAUCAUCCCCGAGUCGCCGCGGUGGUUGCUCAGCAAGAACAGGAUCGACGAGGCGGAGGUGAUCGUGCAGCGGAUGGCCAAGAUCAACGGGAAGACCGUGCCCAGCAAUUUCCUCAGGAAGAUGGAGCUGGAGAUCCUGAGGAGGCAGGGGAUAUCCUGCAACGGUACGAAUCCCGGUGAGAACGAGACGGUGCAGGCCGAGGACAGGUCUCCUCCGCCGGCGGCCACCCCGAUGGACCUGGUCCGCAACCCUAACAUCAGGAAGAAGUUCUUCAUCCUGGCGUUCGACUGGGUGGCGAACGCGGUCGUCUACAACGGGCUGUCGUACAACGCGACGAACCUCGGCGUCUCCGAUUACCUGGCCUUCUUCAUUGGUGGGCUCGUGGAGAUCCCCUCGUACGUGAUCACCUGGUACGCGAUGGACAGACUCGGCAGAAGAUGGGUCCUCUGUCUGACGAUGCUCCUAGGAGGAGUUGCCUGCGUAUCCUGCAUGUUCGUUCCCGAAGACGCCGUCUGGGUGACCGUGUGCCUGGCGAUGAUCGGUAAAUUCGGGAUCGCUGCCUCUUUCGCUGUGUUCUACGUGUUCGUUGGAGAACUGCUGCCGACGGUGCUGAGGUCCCAGGCGAUGGGCAUCGCCUCGUUCAUCGCGGGAAUCGGCCUCCUCGCGUUCCCUUAUAUCGUGCACCUGGCCGUCUACUCCAGGGUCCUGCCUCUCAUCAUCAUGGGGACGCUGAGCGUAGCUGGCGCGCUCACUUCUAUCUUCCUGCCGGAGACCCUGAAUAUUCACCUGCCGCAAACGAUCGAGGAGGGCGAGCUCUUCGGGGCUGAUUUCAAGCUGUGGUCCUGCCCAACCUUGCCGAGAAAGAGGAAGAACCACGAAAGCAAGCGCGAGUCGAUGCCACUAAGAUGUUCGGCGAACGGUCGUCCCGGGAGCAGAUCCUCGGCGUCGAAGUCUCAAGAGGACGAGGAGGAGCAGGAGGCGGCCAGCUCCUGCCACGAUCAGCCGAGAAGCGAUCGCCCGGAGGAGGAUCCUGCUUGGAGGGUGAUGGAAGGUGGCAGAGAUGCGGCCGAGGUGGACGAAGAGCGUGAGAACACGACGGUGGCCGUAAUCGAACGUAAAAGGACGCAAUGAAGGACCG